CGCAGGAUCCGCCAAAUAACGGGGAGAGACGCGUGCGUGCCCCUGACGCCUGGGACGUGCGACGCUCGGGCGCGAUAAUUUCGUCGAGGACGACUUUAUCGGGCGCAAUCGUCGUGAAGCGGAAAAUUCAAGAAUCGGCCCGAGCAUCCCUCCCGCGGGACGAAAACCCCGCAAGGUGAUCCACGAAGGGACCCACGGGAUUUUUUUUCCGCGUCGGUCACCGAGGCAGCCCCGGCAAAUUAAAAUGGCUGUGUCUGGCCGAAGCGGGUGAUUUCGACGGCGGGACAAUAGGAGGCAGAGCGGCGGUUCGAGCAGGAUUUCUGAAAGUUCCCAAGUACUGUUGUCGAGAAAACGCGGAGAAGUACGGACGGAGGGAUGAGCCGGCGUUGCGCGCUGGUGCGCGAGAAACUUUGCUGAUCGCCGGAUUCUGCACCCCGCGGGGCGCGCGCGGGGGCGGGGGUGGAGAAAGAAAAUCGUCGUCGGCAAAUGAAAUUUGAGGUCAUCGAGAAGCGAAACUAUAUCACGUUAACGAAAUCGAACAUAGAUUUUUUUUCCAGCGAAAUGAAAGAGCUAAAGACUCGAUAUAAUAGUAAAGUAAAUUUCAAGAAUUGUUGGGAGACGUGGAAAGUUUGGGAAUUAAGUGAAUUGCAUUGAUAAAAACGAGUUGCACCGUGACCGAACCAACUACCGGCGGAAAGCGCGAAAAGAUUUAGGAACGGGGAAUUGCACUCGGUAAAAAAGUAAUGAACCAUUUGUAGUAUGCAUUUUUUUAAAGCGCGAAAAAAAUUUCUAGACAAACAUUUCAUUGAUGAAGUGAACUCGAAUAUGGUCCUUUUAUGAUGGAGGAAAGUUCAGAGUUGAAAUUUACGAAUGUAGGGAUUGAGGGCAAGGAGGGCAAGAAGGGAUUUGUUAGGUAAAUCGGGAAAGUAAAUCUUCAUUACAAGAGAGAUGAGGUCCUACGACGGCGAGAGUAGCUCGACGGAGGACGACGAUCGCAGGGAGGGCCUGCCGGAGUCGCAUCUGCAACAGGGAUCCUGGCAGCGUACCGCGUCGCAUCCUACCUGGGCCUGGGAGCAUCGCAAUGCUCAUCCAAUGCCUCCACAAUCCGCGGCAGCCCUAGAGUCCGUGUACUCGACGCCGGGGGCCUCGCACCCGGGUGUCUCGGGUCCCCCAGCGGCAUAUUCGUCGGAGCACACUCAGAGCGCCCCAGGACGAAGGACUCCGCUGGGUACCGUAGGUCUCGGUGGCUUUUAUUUUCAGCAACAACCGCAACCACACGCCUCAUCCAGCGCGCUGUCCGACGAAAAUCGGCCGGACGAGAGACCCUCGGCCUCGCGACUGAACUGCCCCCCGAAAUCGAAGACGACCCGUCAGGGGAAGAGCGUGAGGCUGAACAUUAACGCGCGCGAACGCAGGAGGAUGCACGAUUUGAACGACGCCCUGGACGAGCUGCGCUCCGUCAUCCCUUACGCUCACAGCCCGUCGGUGAGGAAGCUGUCCAAGAUCGCCACCCUUCUGCUGGCGAAAAACUACAUCCUUAUGCAAGGAAACGCCUUGGAGGAGCUCCGAAGAGUGAUCGCCGUCCUGCAAUCGCCGCACGCGCACACCACCGCCUUGCCGCCCACGCCGGUCACCUACGACCUCCUGCAGGGAUUCCCCGGCAAGCUGUUCCAGGGGGUGCAGGAGAUGCAGGGUUUGCCCGCGAGCGAGCCACAGAUCGUGACCGGCCCCCCGACCGACGGCACGGUCGCCAGCGGAGAAUCGAAUUAAGCAGCUGAUUUUUUGUCCUACUUUUUCCGCGACUUCAUCUCUUCUUCCCUUUUCGUUUGUCGCGAAAGAGCGAAUGCAAGCCGUGGAAUUAAACGAUGAAAAUGCUCGAAUAGACGAGCGAGAAGUACGAUUCGAAGUUUUAGAGGCGAGAAGAGUCCGCGACGACCGAUACUUUCGGGAAUGGAACCGCCUUCGGCCACGAAAGUAUUAAUUACUAGAGUACUAAUUGCUAAUUAGACCCUUGAGAGAGAAAGGGGACGGUUAGCCUUUUAAAUAUUAAGUAUCUUAUUUAUCCAAUCAAAACGCGGAAGAACGAGCCGUACAAUUCUAUCUUUUCCGUGCAAACGAUGAGAUUGAAGCAAAAUGUCACUCAACUUAAAUCGUCAAAAAUUAACGUAAAGAGACGUCGAAGCAAAAACUUAUUCGUCUGCUCUCUGAAAGUCAAUCGGUGCAUUAUCACUGUGAACCAGCGAAUACUCAUAGUUUUCAGUGAUAAUCCACUGAUUGACUUUCAGAGAGUAGGAAAGCAACUUUCCUACAGAAAAAAAAAACAAUAUAAAAUGUACGGUGAUUUCGAGUAGCACCAAUUCCCUCCAGCGGAUUAAUUAAGCUCGUCUCGAAAUCCAGACCCAAGUCUGGAUGGGAGCAUUGCGAAAGUAUUACGAGAAAGUACUAGCGAUUAAGCGAUCAAUACGAUCUUACAGUCAAUAAUGCAGCAAUAAGACGACGGCGCCGUUUUCGUCCAUCCAACAGUCGUUUCUCGAGAUAGCAGGUUUCGAUCGCUCAACAUUUCCUUAUUAAAUGUAAUUCCUCCGUGGAAAAGAUUUUCUUCCAAUGGAGAAUCCUUUUUCGAUCGCGUGGUUGCUUUAAAAACGCCGUGCAAUGGAGGUCCGUCAUCUGAGACUCGCGACGAUAAAGGAACCGCGGGAAACGUGUAUGGAGGUUGGAAAGAUUUGCGUCUUCUCGAUUUUCGAAUCGAACGGAAGGACGAAAACGUCGCCAAGAUUCGGGACGCGAAGAGCGUCCCGAGUCUCGUCCUGAAACACGAUAGUCAAUAUUAGUAUGUGAUACGUGUGUUGAGGAGUUCUAGUCGUAUAUACAACAUAAAGAUAUUAAAUAUUCAUAUACACAUAUACAAUAUAUAUAUAUAUAUACACAUAUAUAUUUAAUAAUCUAAACGAGGCAUCGACUUACGACUUAUUUAUAUACUUAAGAGUCUACUAUACAAUGUGCCAAUAAGAAUUUAUCCGUUUCGAGGAGCGAACGAGUGAGAGAGUGCGAUGUGAGCAGCGAGAGAGAAACGUGGGAUUGGGGAGAGAAAGAACAAUUUUAGUUAUCGUAUUUGUAAGAGAUAUCGUGCGAUUUUCUUUUCUCUUGCGACGCCUCUUUUGUCGAGGGAAAGGCGAAGACGACGCAGCGUCUCCGCGAAGGCAAGGAGGAUAUACCUGUUGUAGAGCGUAGAUAAUAAUUGUUUAGUGCCCUCGAAUAAAAUCUAUUUAAGAAAAUCGCA
Molecule: messenger RNA, 3280 nt
Organism: Vollenhovia emeryi
Lineage: Eukaryota; Metazoa; Arthropoda; Insecta; Hymenoptera; Formicidae
Gene: Oli
Product: class E basic helix-loop-helix protein 23
Exons: 5
Coding region: 949-1770 (273 amino acids)
Molecular function (GO): protein dimerization activity
Source: RefSeq, a predicted model, not a curated record